This is a messenger RNA of Caenorhabditis remanei, 960 nucleotides long. RefSeq lists its product as uncharacterized. The transcript has 2 exons. Gene Ontology annotation, molecular function: protein binding. The record is from RefSeq and is a predicted model, not a curated record. Lineage: Eukaryota; Metazoa; Nematoda; Chromadorea; Rhabditida; Rhabditidae. Bases 1 to 960 code for a protein of 319 amino acids.
AUGACGACUCCGUUCCCUCUCUUACGCCUCCCUAGACUUGCACUGAUUCCUGUUCUUCAACACAUGGAGCUUAUUGAAGUAAUCGCCUUCUCCCUUAUCUCCAAGAGAGCUUUCAACCUCUCGAAAUAUUUCUACAAAGUAUCUCCCGGUUCCAUCGAAUUGCUAGUGGGUUCCUACGCUAUUGAGAUGAGAAUUGACGAUCUGACAAUGUUUUUCUACGAAAACGUACCGGAUUGGGUUGAAAUAUUGCACCACGACAAAUUGAUGCGAUGGAUAAAUGCUGGGUUAUCGACUAAACAAUGGAUCCAGAGGAUUCUCGCCGUGACAAAGUGUCCAUCGCUGGACAAAGUGAUACUCAAUGAGAAACCAAAAUACGAUGUGUUAUCAGUUCUUGAUGGAGUUUCCAAAAUAUUUAACCUGCACAUCAAACCCAAGUGCUGCAACGCUUUAGCUAAGAGAGCAGUGGAAGUUCUCUCGCCAGUCACUUCAUCGAUCACUUUAUUCAGAGUUCCUCUUUCGAAUCAAGAAGAAUUCCUGAGAUUUUGGUUGGGGAAUGUGGAAUGUUUGUGUAUCCGCUAUGAUGAUUUAUCGAGGUUUCAAUUCAACCUUAAUGAUCUUUUAGCCUCGAACGCAGUCAAACUUGAAUUGCGCAAAGUCCCAAUGAGUCUGAGAGACCUCAACCGCUUCUUUUCUUGCUGGUUGCACAGAACAUCUAAUCAUCGGUUGGAGCAUCUAUCAGUACAAUCACUCAAGAACAUCAAUGAAGACGUUCUUCUGAAAGGACUUAAUGCUACUCGUUUCACUGAACAACAAGCAAUACACUUUCAAUCAAUCCGCGUGGUUUGUCAUCCAGAAUUCACUAGAGGAUUCGAAGUGAGAAGAAUUGAUGGAAAGUUGGCAGCUAUUACAUUUUAUACUACUUUUGGGACAACAUAUAUUAAUUUUGAUGUUUGGUCAUGA